AUGCCGGCGCGCAAGAAGAGCGCCAGUCCCAAGGCGCAGGAUCACGACAGAGCCGCAGGCGACGACAAGGCCAAGGCCGACCCUCCCCUGGCGGAAUACAAGGCCAUCGAGGCGCAGUGGGCACAGGCGGAGCGUGCCAAGGCGACGGAGGAUGCGGCGGCCAUUGAGAGGCAGCGCGAGAUGCAGCGCGAGACGCGCAACAAGCAUCGGCAUGCGUCGUACGAACGCCGGUGGCGGUGGACCGUGGCCUUUUGGAUCUGGCUCCUCUUGAUGCACGCCGUCGGCCUCUGGCUCUUCACCGGCGGCUUCCUCCUCACCCGGCUCGUGCUCGGGGACAAGUCGAGCUGUGCGUCGCCGCCCAUCGACAGCCCUCGGGCGGCCCUGGAUCCCUCGCUCGGUUGCUGGCACCCCAAGACGUUUGACCGCGCCGUCGUCGUCGUCAUCGAUGCGCUGCGAUACGACUUUACCGUCCCCUUCGACGACGCCGACCGUGCCCGGCCCUUCCACAACGCCUUUCCCUUCCUCCACGAAACCGCUCUGCGCUCGCCCCAGAACGCCUUCCUCCGACCCUUCAUCGCCGAUCCGCCGACGGCGACGCUGCAGCGCCUCAAGGGGCUCACCACCGGCACUCUGCCGACCUUCAUCGACGCCGGGAGCAACUUUGCCGGCACCGCCAUCGACGAGGAUAACCUGCUGCUGCAGCUGCGGAACGCGGGCCGCAGGAUUGCCCACAUCGGCGACGACACCUGGUGGGCCCUGUUCCCGGAUUCCUUCGAGCCCAACCUCUCGAGGGCCUACGACAGCUUCAACGUCUGGGACCUGCACACCGUCGAUGACGGCGUCAUCGAAAACAUCUUUCCCCUGCUCGACCACCGGAACAAGACCAGUUGGGACCUGCUCAUAGGUCACUGCCUCGGCGUCGACCAUGCGGGCCACCGCUACGGACCCGACCACGCGGCCAUGAACGCGAAGCUGCGCCAGAUGGACGACUUUGUCCGCAACAUCACGGCCCUCAUCGACGACGACACCCUCCUCGUCGUCAUGGGCGACCACGGCAUGGACAGCAAAGGCGAUCACGGCGGCGAGAGCGACGACGAGGUCGAAGCCGCCCUGUGGAUGUAUUCCAAGCGCCCCAUCUUCGGCCGCACCUCGCCCGAGUUCGCCAUCCCUCCCGCCACGGCCAAGACGCGACCCGUGAACCAGAUCGAUCUCGUCCCGACCCUCGCCCUGCUCCUGGGCAUCCCCAUCCCCUUCAACAACCUCGGUCGACCCAUCGAGGAAGCUUUUGCCGGACCCGAAGGCGGCGACUGGGCCAACCUCGCCGCCGUCUCGCGCAUGGCCUCGGCCGGCAUCGAAAGGUAUCAGAAGUCGUACUUUGACGCCCGCGGCCUCGCUCCGAGCGCCGGCUCCGCGUCUCCCGCCGCCCUGUGGGCCGAGGCCAACGCGCCCGGCACCGAGCCCAAGGCCGCCUACGCCGCCCUCACGAGGUUCCAGGAAGAGACGCUGCAGGUUUGCAAGGACCUGUGGGCGCGCUUCGACGUCCCGCGGAUGGUCUCGGGCGUCGGCGUCGCCGCCGUCGGCGUCCUCCUCCUCGUCAUGUACGCUUCGCGGGGCCCGGACGACGAGUUUAUCGUCACCAACGACGUCGAGCUCGACUACGCCGAGAAGUUGCUCGAGAUGGCCGACGACAAGGCCGCCGUCCAACCGCACGUCGAUGAGCACCAUCACAGGGACCUGCUGCGCGGCUUGUGGGAUGCCCGCUUCCUCGUCGUCGCCUGCUCGCUGCUCCUCGCGGCCAUCUAUCGCCAACAGGCGAUGACGCGCGUCACCGCCCUCGUCACCCUGCUCGCCAUGUCGACCGUGGGCACAUCCCUCUACGGAGGCGGCAAGACGCUUCGCAACCUGCUCCCGAGCGGCUUCUGGGGUUGGCUGUCGGUCGUCUUCACGCUCAGCCACUCGAUCGGCUUCGCAUCCAACUCGUACACUGUCUGGGAAGACUCGAUUCUGCUCUUCUUCGUCACCUCUUUCGGCGUCGCCGCCACCGUCUCGUCCUUUCGCAUCGAAUACAAGGUCGACCGCACCAUGGCCAUCUUCCAUUCCCUUGCCUUUGUCGCCCUCGGCCGGCUCGCGUCAUACUCGAAGCUCUGCCGGGAGGAGCAGAUGCCGUUCUGCACCUCGACCUACUACGCCUCCGUCACGUCGUCCACCUCGGCUCCGUGGCAGCUGGCCAUCCCCUUUGUCGUCUUUGUCGCCCUCCCCUCCAUUGUCAAGUCGUUCCUGGUGCCGACGCGAUCGUACGAGGGCCUGGCACCGACCUGGAUCGGCUACGUGUUCCGCGGGGGCCUGCUCCUCUCGGCCGUCUACUGGGUCAUCGAUGCCGCCGACAACGGCAACUGGUUCGCCGGCCGGCUCUACGCCGAAUCGCUCAAGACGGUCGGCGUCUAUCUCGCCCAGUUGGUUCUCGCCCUCGCCCUCGUCGCCGGCACGACGGCCUUUAUCUGGGCUCCGCCCUGCGUCUCCAUCACCUUGACGACGUCCAAGACGGGCCAGGCCCGCGCCGCCAUUCUCGGAUACGCCAACGCCUUGGGAGCCCGCUAUCUCCUGCUGCCCCUCAACCUGCUCGGGGCUUGCCUCCUGCUCGCGAAGCCCAUGGGUUCGGGCGCGCUCGCCCUCAUGUUCUGGCAGGUGCUCUCCCUUGCCGAGGUGCUCGACCUCAACGGCAUCAAGACGGAGACGAUCGGCCCCGUCAUGCUCGCCGUCCUCGGCAACUUUUACUACUUCAAGACCGGCCACCAGGCCGUCCUCUCGAGCAUCCAGUGGGACAGCGCCUUCAUCCCGCUCUUCACCAUACGCUAUCCCUGGACGCCGCUCGUGCUCGCGCUCAACACGUUUGGUGCCCAGAUACUCGCCGCCGCCUCCCUGCCCCUGCUCGUUCUGUGGAAGACGGGGCCGAAGCAGAAAGGCGUGCUCGAGACGGUGGCGCGCGCCGCCGCCGUCUUCGUCGUCUAUUUCGCCGUCGAAGCGCUCGCCAGCAUGAGCUGGGCCGGCUGGCUGCGUCGUCAUCUCAUGCUCUUUCGCGUCUUCUGCCCGCGCUUCAUGAUGGCUGCCGUGCUGCUGCUGCUUCUGGACCUCGUCGUCCUCGUCGUGACCCUGACAGGGCUGCGCAGCAAUACGCUGUCCGUCAGCGAGGUCUUUGGCUGGGCGGAUUAG
Molecule: messenger RNA, 3210 nt
Organism: Drechmeria coniospora
Lineage: Eukaryota; Fungi; Ascomycota; Sordariomycetes; Hypocreales; Ophiocordycipitaceae
Product: phosphoethanolamine transferase class O
Exons: 1
Coding region: 1-3210 (1069 amino acids)
Biological process (GO): GPI anchor biosynthetic process
Cellular component (GO): endoplasmic reticulum membrane
Molecular function (GO): mannose-ethanolamine phosphotransferase activity
Source: RefSeq, a predicted model, not a curated record